AUGAUCACCAAUAUUGGUGUCAAUAUUCUGAAAGGUGAGGAUACGCCAGAAUGCGCACGGACACUUGACGCGAUGGCGGAAGUCAAACGGGAGAUAAGGUUGAAGGACCGACCACCGGUCCGGACUGACUCUUCUCAGGAUCGCCUCUCAAGACCAUUUCAAGAUAAACGCCUGAGGUACUCGAGCUCUCGAUCAAAGACAUAUGAUAAUUGGCUAGACAAUUCUUGCUGGAUGAACUAUCGAAAAGUGCAACGGUCCUCCAAUGCACAGUUGCAUUGUCUGGUCCUUAAUCAAGUCGUGUGGGAACCAUUCGUUAAUUGCCGCGAUUGCUCAGGAAUCCCUUUCGCUUGUUCCAUGGCCUCCAAGAGCAAACCGUCUCUCCGUCCCGGAAGGGGACGGCAGCGAAAAGCCGUCCUCUCUAUUGAUACCCAUCUAGGGUCCUACGACCGCACGGACCCAUUUCGCGCGUUCAAUGUUCUCGCAGGCCUUCUGGGAUCCUUAGCUUCGCGUCUUGGAGGGUGUCAAUACAAACUCUCGCUCCACCUCCUCAUGAUUGUCGAGCCCUACAUUGGCGACGAGUCCCCUUCCCGGCGGAUCCUCAUUACGCGUCAGCCCACCGAGAUUCUCGACGCCAUCGUCUUCCACAUCGAUUCGAAGCAAGAUUUGUUAUCGCUUGCUUUGUCUUGCCAGCGUAUGCACGAUAUCGUUGUGCCCCGGCAUUUGGACUAUCGAGUCCUGCGAUGCAAGGUCAGCUCGAUCAGUGUGUGGAACCACUUGAUCGUCAAUCGAUCUUUGGCAAAAAACGUCAGGAGGCUGGAGAUUCUAGAUGAGAGUCGCACGGAUACGGACUUGGAGUCGACCGAUGACGAGCUGGGAAUGCAUGAAAGGCAGGAGAGGUAUCUCGUCUCGGCAUUGACGAAGAUGACUACACUUAACUCGUUCGUGUGGUCGUGUAACCACUCUCCGAUCUCGAUUGAUAAUGUUUGGCCAACUUUAUUGAAGUGCCAUUCGUUAUCUGAAGUCAGGAUCAACGAUAAUAUGAUCUUCGGCCCGACAUCCGGUGAAGAUACUCAGGUGGCUCGUUCUCUCGUCCUUCCAUCUGUCAAAACCGCGUCGUUCCAAUCCACGAAGCACAUCUAUGGCUCAUGUCAGAAUCCAGAGCUGGGUCGUAUCAAAGACAUGCUCAACCACUGCCCCAAUCUCGAGGAUCUCAACAUAUCCUACGCGCGUCCCCGGCCCCCAUUCGCCGCCCACAUACCUGCAGAUGAACUGUUCUUGUACGGUCGAUGGCCUUGCCUCACUACGCUAACCCUUACAAACCUCCGCGGCGCCAGUGACGCGGCAUCCGCCUUCAUAUCCGCCCACCCUAGCUUGGAGGUCCUUAACAUCGACAUGUCCCCAAUUGCAUUAUACGCCAACUCACUGCCGCGUCUCCGAGAGCUCACAGCACACAAAGACGUCGUCACUGCGAUCCUAUCAUGCCCGUCGGAAGAGCCCCGUCCACUAGAGACAAUCAGAGGUGCACGCCUUUCCGGUUCGUGCGACGCUUUCCUCUCCAGCCUCAAGCUCUUCGGAGGGUCCAUAAAGAAAAUGGAGCUCAGAGGUUGGAAUGAUAUGGACGAUAUCCGCCGGCUCGUCGAGAGCUCGCCCAUGCUCUCUUGGCUCGAUAUCGGAAAGAAACUCAGCGGCGGACAGAACCUGGCUGGGGUAGUCGAAUGGGCGAACCUACUAACAGGACUACCCGAGUUGGUGGCGUUCCAUGGGGUGAAGUUCUUCUACGAGGCUUCAGCUUCGGUCUCUUCGACUUCUAUGGCGGAUCGUAGCAGGUUCCGUAAGAACGACGAAGUGGCAAGCUUGCUGGCUUGGAAGUGCGCGAAGCUGAGGAGAAUGGAUCAUUGGGAGGAUGGGCUUGGGAAGGUCGUCGUUUUGGUAAGGGAGAAGGAUGGAGCGAAGUGGAAGGACUGCUUCAUCGAGACAAGUACAGAAGCCUUUUGGACAAUUAUUACUUAUUAUUGUUCUCAUCUUCAUGUGGAACGCAGGAUCGCUGAGCUUCGCGGGCUGUCGUGUGAACGGUCCGAGUUGGAGAGAAACGAAGUCAAUAGCUUCCCUGUCCUCGGCAAGUGA
Molecule: messenger RNA, 2124 nt
Organism: Guyanagaster necrorhizus
Lineage: Eukaryota; Fungi; Basidiomycota; Agaricomycetes; Agaricales; Physalacriaceae
Exons: 9
Coding region: 1-2124 (707 amino acids)
Molecular function (GO): protein binding
Source: RefSeq, a predicted model, not a curated record